AUGUCUACAGCUUCUAAAAUUACACUUGGUGCUUCUAUUCUAUUUGCUGCUGGGUCUUUUGUCUUCAUUAAUUAUUCUCAAAAUUUGGAAAGACAGGCUUUAAGACAAGGUCCAAUUAAAGACGCAAAACGUCAAGAGAUGAAGAAAUUAGAACGUGAAAAACUGAAAAAACAACAAUUUAAUGAAUUGGAUCAUAAACAACAAAAUGAAUUACGUGAAAAAUAUGUUAAAUUACAACCAUUGAAUCUGGAAAUUAUAACAGCUGAAGAAAAUCCAGGACAAGAGCUGAAGAAAUGA
Messenger RNA from Insectozyma verbasci, 297 nucleotides. NCBI's taxonomy places the organism in Eukaryota, Fungi, Ascomycota, Pichiomycetes, Serinales, Debaryomycetaceae. The record is from the annotation of a GenBank genome assembly.